Canariomyces notabilis is the source of this 3567-nucleotide messenger RNA. RefSeq lists its product as uncharacterized. Gene Ontology annotation, biological process: protein transport to vacuole involved in ubiquitin-dependent protein catabolic process via the multivesicular body sorting pathway. The record is from RefSeq and is a predicted model, not a curated record. Lineage: Eukaryota; Fungi; Ascomycota; Sordariomycetes; Sordariales; Chaetomiaceae. The transcript has 3 exons. Gene Ontology annotation, cellular component: ESCRT-0 complex. Bases 1 to 3567 code for a protein of 1188 amino acids. Gene Ontology annotation, molecular function: protein binding.
AUGUCGUUCAAGGUCAAGGCAUUGUACGACUACGCUUCAGGCCACGAGGACGACCUCACCUUUACUGUCGGUCAGAUCAUCACCGUGACCGACGAGGAGGAUGCCGAUUGGUAUGGAGGAGAAUAUGUCGAUGACGCUGGAACAAAACACGAGGGCAUCUUUCCAAGGAAUUUUGUCGAGAGAUACGAGCCCGUUGCCCCGGCACGACCCACGAGAGCACGGCCCAAGAGGGAGCCCGAGCCUCCUUCCGAAGCUUCCGCCGCCGAUCCUGCCCCCGCCCCGGAUUCGCAAAAGAAUAUUGCCCCGGGACCCGAGGAGACUCGGGAGCCUGUAACGGCGGCCGCCCAGUCCCAGGCCGUCUCUGCGCCCCCGCCGGUGCCCGCACCCGUCCAAGAGACCCCGGCGCCCAAACCGGCACAGCCGGCGGAAGCUCCGAUUCCUGCCCCUGUCCCCGCCCCCGCCCCCGCUUCGCCCCCUGCGCAAGCUGCUCCGCGAGUUGCCGAGAAUGCGUCCCCUAGCUCAGCGCCCGCCCCGAAACCAGCCCCGUCGCUUCCCAAGCCGAGCAGCGGGUCGACCCCGGUGUCCGAGAAGCCACUCAGCAGCUCCUUCAAGGAUCGUAUCGCGGCGUUCAACAAAGCUGCACCGCCAAUCGCCCCUAUCAAGCCAAGCGGCCUGAGCUCAGGCGGCGCCAGCGGCUUUAUCAAGAAACCCUUCGUCGCCCCCCCUCCCAGUAGGAAUGCCUACGUCCCGCCCGUCACCCAGGCACCCGUUGCAAAAAUCUACCGGAGGGAAGAAGAUCCCGAGGUGAAAGCACAGGAAGCUGAGGCUCUCGAAAAUGCUGGGAAGGUGGGUCUCGUCCCCGCGGCAUCCACUGCUGAAGGGGAAGCGGCCGAGGACCAGCCUAAGCCCAUGAGCUUAAAGGAGCGGUUGGCCCUCCUGCAAAAACAACAAAUGGAGACCGCCGCUCGGCAUGCCGAGGCUGUCGCCAAAAAGGAAAAGCCAAAACGUCCUGCGAAGAAACGUAUCGACAGUCAGGAGGCUGCUGAGGGCGAAGCCGUUGUGCCGCCUCUGGAGCGUCGUGACACCGAGGAGACGGACAAGAGGACAUCCGUGGACGAGCCUCAUCCACCUAGAUUGGCGCACACUCAGCGUCGCAAGUCCUCUAGAGGAGCCGAGCCACGCGACGGUAAUGAGGCAGAUAUGUCUGGGGCCGGCGAUACCACCGAGGGGCAGGAAGACCUCACAGAAAAGGAGGACAGUGAUGGCAGAGCCAAGCACGUCGCCACAGCGGCAAAACAGAACGAAGAAGAUCAGGAAGAAGAAGAGGACGACGACGAGGAGGAAGAGGACGAUGUCGAUCCGGAGAUUCGGCGCAGGGAGGAGUUACGGGCAAGAAUGGCCAAAAUGUCUGGGGGCAUGGGUAUGCCCGGAAUGGCCAUGCCUCUGUUUGGCGCCCCGGCACCCAUACUGCCCAAGAAGAAGAAGGCCGCAGAGAAGCGGGUGGGAGGGCUCGAGGAGCCUGUCUCACCCACCGCACGCGCAGCCCCUGUGCCUCUCCCUGGCCUGAUGCGACCGCCACCUCCACCGGAGCCGCAGCAGCCUGAACCGGAAGAAGAGGAGGAAGAGGAGGAAUCCCAACUGAAGACGCCGCACCAGGAGUCUGCUCCGCCUUUGUCGCCGACGGAGCAGGGAGCCCCUCCGCCAAUUCCCGGCGGCAGACCGGCUCCACCCCCUGUCCCUGCGGAGACUCGUCCGCCGCCGCCGCCCCCAUCUGCAUCCGUGGUUAAGUCCCCUAGCGAAGGUUCGGCAUCGGAUGAUGAACUCUCAGAACAGCCCAACGACGAAUCCGAUACUCCAAGAGGUGAUAUAAACCAGGCCACCAGAGCUCCGCCUCCCCCCCCGCCAGCGCUGGCCGCUCCCCCGCCGAUUCCAACCUCGCCCCGUGUCUCGCAAGAUGGUCGCCCAUCGUACACCGAGGACAGCUCCGCUACUUCGUACGAGCCAACGGCGAACAAACGGGCCAGCCGGCCGCCGCCGCCCAUUCCAAGCUCCCCACCGACACUUCCCCCAACACAGACCAGGCCGCCUCCUCCUCCCCCUUCGGCAGCGCCGCCAAUCCGGCACGAUUCAUUUCCGGACAGCAGGCCACCACCGCCCCCCGUGCCCGCGCCGCAUAGGGAUAGUGACAACGACGCCGAAGAUGAAGUCACCGAGUAUGAGGGGGAUUAUGACACGGAUAUAGCGUCCUCGGUUCCCCAUAAGGAUGCGCUCAAAGCGCAUCAACGUGAAUCGAGCUUUGAGUCGCCAACCACUGAGGCGCCUCCCAUUACUCUAGCAACGGUUCCAAGAGCCGGCCCACCGCCGAUCCCAAGCCAACCGCCACCUCGCAAAUCUGUAGAUAUGCCACGGUCAGCCCCGCCGCCCCCUCCGCAUCCUAAAGAGACUCCCCGAUACGACGAGGAAUACGACCCUUAUAAUUACAGCUCACCUACACAGGGCAUCCCAACAUCGCCCUCUUAUCCACUGCCGCCUCCGCCACCACCUCCCGCUCCGCAUUUCAGGCAGCACGAGGAGAUGCAAACUCAAGAGAUCACGUCGUACACGUCAAUGUCUCCUCCGGCCCCGCCGCCACCGCCGCCGUCCUCUACCCGGCCACCGGCACGGCCGUCAAUGGAUGUCCAGCGUGGCGGCGCCGGGCGACGGUCUGCGGAUGUCACGCGGCCCUCGGUGGAGUCUGGCUACGUUGCUAACGACAUCGAUCUAGCCAGCCAUUCCGGGUGGUGGCUGCAACCCAACGGCCUCCCCUCGCAGCUUCACGGGCGCAAGGACAUUUACUUUGAGUCCGAAGAGGCGACUUCUGCCGACGCGCAGAAGGGUGGCAAGACUAUUGUCACGCGCGACAUUUACGUCCUCUUCCAGGACUACUCGCAGACAAUCAUCACAGUGCGCUUCAACCCGCAGGACGCCUCCGACGUGCAAUUCGAGCAGCGCCACGAACCGCCGCCGCGGGCGCUGCGCCAGGACCAGCUCGAGCAAAGCUACGAGCGGUUCGGCCGCGCCAUCAGCGAGGCCGUCGCCGCCAAGAAGGACACGGUCGUGGGCGACGGCACCCCGCACGCCCUCAUCUACGAGCUUCUCCGGCCGUUUAAGGACGCCCUGUUGCCCGUCGGCACGCGUGCCUACGGCGCCCUCGUCUACUCGAACCUCGCCAACGCGAGCACGACGCAAAACGACGAGAUCCGGCCGGGCGACAUCAUCAGCAUCCGCAACGCAAAGUUCCAGGGCAAACACGGCGCCAUGCACGCAAAGUACUCGGUCGAGGUGGGCAAACCAGACCAUGUCGCUGUUGUGGCUGAGUGGGACGGCACAAAGAAGAAGGUGCGCGCCUGGGAACAAGGCCGCGAGAGCAAGAAGGUCAAGAUGGAGUCAUUCAAGCUUGAUGACCUCCGGUCGGGCGAGGUUAAGAUUUGGAGGAUCAUGCCGCGCAGCUGGAUUCAUUGGGAGAGUACUGGCAGUGGGAGUGGGAGCGGGAGUAACGGUGGGGUAGGGGCCGGGGCGGGUAAUUAG